Messenger RNA from Sesamum indicum (sesame), 927 nucleotides. Its product is annotated as large ribosomal subunit protein uL3c. The record is from RefSeq and is a predicted model, not a curated record. Gene Ontology annotation, molecular function: structural constituent of ribosome. Gene Ontology annotation, cellular component: chloroplast envelope; ribosome. NCBI's taxonomy places the organism in Eukaryota, Viridiplantae, Streptophyta, Magnoliopsida, Lamiales, Pedaliaceae. Gene Ontology annotation, biological process: translation.
AACCACCACCAUGUCUCUCUCCUCCGCCUCCGCCACCAUUCCCACCACCAAGCCCUUCUCCACCUCCGCCGCUCUCUCCUCCUCCUUCCUCCUUCGCCUUCCUGUCAAACGCUUUUCUGCUCUCUCCCUCAAUGCUUCCUCCUCCAGACCUACGGUCGUCUCAGCCUCAAUGGAGGCCGGAAUAGGCGUCAUGGGCACAAAACUAGGAAUGAUGUCAUACUUUGAUUCCUCCGGCACCGUUAUCCCCGUCACCGUAGUCGGCUUCCGCGAGGGCAACAUUGUCACGCAGGUGAAAACGGAGGCCACCGACGGGUACGAUGCGGUUCAGGUUGGGUACCGGAGGGUACGAGACCGGAAACUGACGAAACCAGAGCUAGGGCACUUGGAGAAGUCCGGAAUUAUUCCCCUGCGCCACUUGCAGGAGUUCAGGCUGCAGUCGGUGGAAGGGUUUGAGCCGAAUCAGCGGAUACUGAUGCAGGAGCUGUUUAACGAAGGAGAUUUGGUUGAUGUUUCAGGGACCACCAUCGGGAAGGGGUUCCAAGGUGGUAUCAAGAGACAUAAUUUCAAGAGAGGGCUUAUGAGUCACGGGUCGAAGAGCCACAGACAGCUUGGAUCCAUUGGUGCCGGCACUACUCCUGGACGUGUGUACAAGGGCAAGAAAAUGCCCGGGAGAAUGGGAGGCACCAAGACCAAGAUUCGAAAGCUGAAGAUCGUCAAGAUUGACAAUGAACUCAACGUCGUGAUGAUCAAGGGGGCUGUACCUGGUAAGCCUGGAAACCUUCUGCGUAUUACUCCCGCAAAGAUUGUGGGCAAAAACAUACCAAAAAAUUAGAUUUUGGCUGUUGUAGUUCUCUCCUGUAUGGUCUUGAUUCUUUUGUAAUUCAAGUUUGCAAUCAAUAGUAUUUCAAUUCAUAUUCAGUUGGUAUC